This is a messenger RNA of Aspergillus brunneoviolaceus CBS 621.78, 852 nucleotides long. RefSeq lists its product as uncharacterized. The transcript has 2 exons. Lineage: Eukaryota; Fungi; Ascomycota; Eurotiomycetes; Eurotiales; Aspergillaceae. The record is from RefSeq and is a predicted model, not a curated record. The coding region runs from base 1 to 852 and encodes 283 amino acids.
AUGGAUAAGGUAUGGUUCACCCUCCGCCAAACCGACUACCCCGCACCCCCGGAAGAAGCCCUACUCUCCGGCCACCACUUCGGGGGCAACAUGACCGCGUCCAGCCCCGGAAAUGCACCUUCGAUAACCCUGGGCCACAUCAUCCCCUCCCUCCAGCACCUUGACAACCCCCUCAACGCACACAACCUCCUCCCUUUCCCGAUCCGCAUGCAAGUCUAUCGCACCACCACCACGAACUUCGUCUGGCAGACCACCGCCCACGACGACAGAUCCACUGCGCUUAAGCUGGCGGCGCCGAUCGCCGGCGCUGUCACCGGGACCGCUACCCCGGGGCUGAAAUUUAAUCUCGCAUUUAAGCAAACUGUGGCGAGGCAUGAAGAGUAUGCGCAGUUGGAUACGUACAUUGUAACGCCGACAAGGGGCUAUAUCCAGGAUUGUUUGGAUGCGCUCGAGGAAGAGGAGGAGUUCCGGGGAAAGGUGGUGCAUGGGAAAAGGCUUAGGGCGUGGACUUUGUUUAUGGUGACUGGAUUGAAGAUUGCGAGGGACGUUACGGGACUCGCGACCGUGACUGCUACUCUCGACCUUGCCCGCGAGGACACCAGUACGAUCAAAGGGGCGCAUCAGUCGGACUUCGUGUGGGCGGUGCGAUUGGCAAAGAUCCAUAAGGGGUGGCUUGCGAGAGACUGGUCGCUGGAUCCAUACACCACGGGGGCUACGUUUGGAGUGGAGAAAGAAGAAGACGAGGAUCUGGAUGUUGAGAAAGUGCUUAUUGGAGAGGGACUGAGUCGCUUUGAGAUUGUCACAGGUGACGAGGCUGAUGAGGCCCUAGUGGUGGUUUUAGACAAUGCGUAG